AGAAAUAAUCUGACGUAAUGAAGUUCACAGGAAUAUUUUUGCUGCUGAUGCUCUGGCAGUGCGAGGGAGCCAGAGUCGCAGAAAGCAGAGACGAUAAUAGUGUGUACGACCUGUUUGAGCUCGUGCAAGUCCACAAGAAGAACCAUGGCGUGAAUUUGGUCAAAGGAGAAGACCCGUACAGCCCCGCUUACAAGAUCCUGAACCCGGACCUGAUCCCCCCUGUUCCCGAGACGUCCUUCAGGGACAUAAUUGAUGCCAUCCAUGCAGAGAGGGGAUUUCUCCUGCUGGCCAAUUUCAAGCAAUUCAAGCGGACUCGGGGAAGCAUCUUGACCGUGGAGAAACAAGACGGGUCCGGACCCAUAUUCGAAAUCAUCUCCAACGGCAAGGCUAACACUCUGGACAUAGUUUACUCUACUGAGAACAAGCAACAGGUGGUGUCCAUCGAGGAUGUGGACUUAGCGACUGGCCAGUGGAAGAACAUCACUUUGUUCGUUCAGGAGGAACGGGCACAGUUGCAUGUGGGCUGUGAAGAAAUCAAUACAUCCGAGAUGGACGUGCAGAUCAACAGAAUCCUGACACAGGAGGUUCCGGGCGUUGCACGCCUGCGGAUCGGCAAGGCAGCGGUGAAGGAUAGAUUCAUGGGGGUGCUCCAAAACGUGCGUUUUGUUUUUGGAACUACUUUGGACGCGAUUUUAAGGAACAAAGGAUGCCAAAGCUCCCCUAUGACCGAUACCAUUAUAUUGGACAUUCCAGUCAAUGGGUCCAGCCCAGCAAUUAGAACUGACUAUACCGGCCACAAGACUAAAGAUCUAAUGACUGUCUGUGGGUUUUCCUGUGAGGAUCUGGCCAGUAUGUUCAAGGAGCUCAAAGGCCUUGGUGUAGUGGUGAAACAGCUGUCCAAUGAGCUCCGCAAAGUGACUGAAGACAAUAACUUGAUUAUGAACCAAAUUGGGAUCCACAGCGGUGUCUGUCUCCACAACGGCAUCGUGCAUAAGAACAAGGAUGAGUGGACAGUGGAUGACUGUACUGAAUGCACGUGCCAGAAUUCUGCUACCGUGUGCCGGAAGGUGUCCUGCCCUCUGAUCCCUUGUGCCAAUGCCACUGUGCCAGACGGGGAGUGCUGUCCACGCUGUGGAACACCGAGUGACUAUGCCGAGGAUGGCUGGUCCCCCUGGUCAGAGUGGACGCAUUGCUCUGUCACCUGCGGAAGAGGAGUGCAGCAACGUGGCCGGUCCUGCGAUCGCAUCAAUAAUAACUGCGAGGGAACAUCUGUGCAGACGAGGGACUGCUACUUACAGGAAUGCGACAAGCGCUUCAAGCAGGAUGGCGCUUGGAGUCACUGGUCCCCCUGGUCCUCAUGCUCUGUCACCUGUGGAGUGGGUCUCAUUACCCGCAUCCGCCUCUGCAACUCACCCACCCCGCAGAUGGGAGGCAAGAGCUGCCAGGGCGAGGGGAGGCAGACAGAGAAGUGCCAGCAGUCCUCGUGCCCGAUCAAUGGCAACUGGGGACCUUGGUCUCCAUGGGACACUUGCACUGUUACCUGCGGGGGAGGUGUCCAGUCCCGCAAGCGUCUCUGUAAUGACCCCCCACCUAAGCAUGGGGGCAAGGAGUGCAUGGGAGAUGCCAAGGCAACGCAGCGGUGCAACAAGAAGGACUGCCCCGUUGAUGGCUGUCUGUCCAAUCCCUGCUUCCCCAGCACCAAGUGUACCAGCUUCCCUGAUGGCUCAUGGAAAUGUGGCGCCUGCCCUUCUGGCUACAAGGGCGAUGGUGUCAAGUGCAAGGACAUCAACGAGUGCAAAGAGGUGCCAGAUGCCUGCUUUUCAUUCAACGGAGUCCACAGGUGCGAGAACACAGAGCCGGGCUACAACUGCCUGCCGUGUCCACCACGCUACUCUGGCCCUCAGCCCUACGGAAGAGGAGUGGAGGACGCCACCUCCAAGAAACAGGUCUGCACUCCCCGCAAUCCCUGCAUCGAUGGGAGCCACGACUGCAACAAGAACGCCCGCUGCAACUACCUGGGCCACUUUUCUGACCCCAUGUUCCGUUGCGAGUGCAAGCCAGGCUAUGCUGGGAACGGACAUAUCUGUGGGGAGGACUCAGACCUGGAUGGCUGGCCCAACGAGGACCUGGAGUGUGUUGAGAAUGCCACAUACCACUGCAAGAAGGACAACUGCCCCAACCUUCCCAACUCUGGGCAGGAGGACUACGACAAGGACGGUAUCGGUGAUGCUUGCGAUAACGAUGACGACAAUGACGGGAUCCCUGAUGACCGGGACAACUGCCAGUUCAUCUUCAACCCCAGGCAGUACGAUUAUGAUCGUGAUGAUGUGGGAGACCGCUGCGACAACUGCCCCUAUAAUAGCAACCCCGACCAGACUGACACGGACAACAAUGGCGAGGGGGAUGCGUGUGCCGUUGACAUCGAUGGAGACGGUAUACUUAAUGAGAAAGACAACUGUCCCUAUGUCUACAACGUUGACCAGAGAGACACAGACUUGGAUGGAGUUGGAGACCAGUGUGACAACUGCCCACUUGAACACAAUCCAGACCAGCUCGAUUCAGACUCAGAUAGAGUGGGAGACAAGUGUGACAGCAACCAGGACAUCGACGAGGAUGGUCACCAAAACAACCUGGACAACUGCCCCUACAUCCCCAACGCCAACCAGGCCGACCAUGACAAGGACGGCAAGGGAGAUGCCUGCGAUCAUGAUGACGACAAUGACGGCAUCCCUGAUGACAAAGACAACUGCAGGCUGGCCUUCAACCCAGACCAGCUGGAUUCUGAUGGCGAUGGGCGUGGUGAUGCUUGCAAAGAUGACUUUGACCAAGACAACGUGCCUGAUAUCUAUGACGUCUGCCCUGAGAACUUCGACAUCAGCGAGACGGACUUCCGCAAGUUCCAGAUGGUACCGCUGGAUCCUAAGGGCACAUCGCAGAUUGACCCCAACUGGGUGGUUCGGCACCAGGGCAAAGAGCUGGUGCAGACUGUCAACUGUGACCCUGGUAUUGCUGUUGGUUUUGAUGAGUUUAAUGCUGUGGACUUCAGUGGGACCUUCUUUAUAAACACGGAUCGGGAUGACGACUAUGCUGGCUUUGUGUUUGGCUAUCAGUCCAGUGCUCGUUUCUACGUGGUGAUGUGGAAGCAGAUCACACAGACCUACUGGUCCAACACGCCCACCAGGGCGCAGGGAUACUCGGGCCUCUCCAUCAAGGUGGUCAACUCUACCACCGGUCCCGGGGAGCACCUAAGGAAUGCCCUUUGGCACACGGGCAAUACUCCAGGACAAGUCCGCACACUGUGGCACGACCCUAAGAACAUUGGCUGGAAGGAUUUCACUGCCUACAGGUGGCACCUGACACACAGACCAAGGACAGGACACAUCAGAGUUGUCAUGUAUGAAGGUAAGAAGAUCAUGGCUGACUCUGGAAGCAUCUAUGAUAAAACGUACGCAGGUGGAAGACUAGGGCUGUUUGUCUUCUCCCAGGAGAUGGUGUAUUUCUCAGACCUGAAGUAUGAAUGCAGAGAUACGUAAUUGCACGGAUGGGAGGCUCUUUGAAGAAUGCACAUUUCUGUAUUAAUAUGAUGGGAAAGCGAUCUCUCUCAGAAAAAACCUGCGUGGGACCGACUCCCAGCAAACACCUCUGCACUUCCACACCCUCUGCUCUCUCUUUCUCUCUUACUGGAGCUCCCCAUGGAAGGACUGAGCAGCUCCUCCCUCUG
Messenger RNA from Megalops cyprinoides (Indo-Pacific tarpon), 3721 nucleotides. RefSeq names its product thrombospondin-1-like. NCBI's taxonomy places the organism in Eukaryota, Metazoa, Chordata, Actinopteri, Elopiformes, Megalopidae. Gene Ontology annotation, molecular function: protein binding; calcium ion binding. Bases 18 to 3533 code for a protein of 1171 amino acids. Gene Ontology annotation, cellular component: extracellular region. The record is from RefSeq and is a predicted model, not a curated record. The transcript is spliced from 23 exons. Gene Ontology annotation, biological process: negative regulation of angiogenesis; cell adhesion.